This is a messenger RNA of Paramacrobiotus metropolitanus, 1478 nucleotides long. RefSeq names its product melatonin receptor type 1B-A-like. Gene Ontology annotation, biological process: G protein-coupled receptor signaling pathway. Gene Ontology annotation, cellular component: membrane. Lineage: Eukaryota; Metazoa; Tardigrada; Eutardigrada; Parachela; Macrobiotidae. Bases 1 to 1158 code for a protein of 385 amino acids. Gene Ontology annotation, molecular function: G protein-coupled receptor activity. The transcript has 2 exons. The record is from RefSeq and is a predicted model, not a curated record.
AUGGCACCGUUAUUCAUUCCCAACACCACUGCAUCGCUGCGCAACAUUACCGGUGACCUUUCGCGCAACAUUACCGGUGGCCGGUUCAACGGUACCGGGGGUCACAAAAUGCCGUUAGCCUUCGCCGUCUUCGGCUACUGCACCAUCGGUCUGGUGGUUUUUGGCUUCGUAGGCAAUGUCCUGAUGAUAGGCUCCAUGUUCCACGGGAAACUGUACCGGCAUACGACCAACCAGCUGCUGAUCAAUUUAUUCCUAGUCGGUGCCAUCUACGCCGCCCUAGCCAUGCCGGCAGCGGCCUACUCCACCAUUCGACUGGGUUGGCACGCCGAUAACGGCAGCUGCCGGUUCUUCGGCUUCAUGGCGUUGAGCGGCUGCUUCGUCUCCUGCCUCAACCACGCCGCCAUCGCCGUGGCCCGCUACUUGGCCGUCGUCCAUAUUGGCAGCAUCUCCAAGCGCAUCCAGGACCGGGUGGGGCUGGUGAUGCUGGUGCUGACCUGGCUGAUGCCGUACGUCGUGUUCACCUUUCCCUUCUUCGGUGUGGGCGCCAUGUACGGAUACAAGAAGUCGGUGGAGCGGUGUCAGUACAGCAGUGUGGAAGCGCCCUUCGUCAACGCCUACCGGUUCAUCUUUCAGAUUGCCCCCAUUGUGGUCAUGUGUAUCUGCUAUACGCUCAUUGUCUUCAAAGUGUGUCUGGUGCGGACAGCGGUGGGGCGGAAUAAGCAGAAGGACACCUCGUUGCGCUUCAAGCACCGGUUCAGUGUGGAGUUGGGUAUCGCCAAGCGAACGGGAACGGUAGCGGUGUUUUUCAUCGUCUGUUUUCUGCCCAGCGUAGUAUGGAGCUACAUACCCGGUAGCAUUGUCCAGGACCUGACGGAGAAUCUGGCACCGUCACUAUAUCUGCUCAUGUGGUUCGGAGUUACGUGCAGCUAUUUGGCCUAUCUCCCAGUUAAUCCCGAUUUACGCUACGCUAUACGCAGUCUAUUAAAGCGCCUGCGAUUGUGGCCCACAAAGCGGGCGUCGGUUGGCCCGGUGAUAAUUGCCCCGACGGAUUUUCCGCACAACUUUACCGAAACGAGAUCAAAGUCAACUCGCCUAGCGGCCAGUCCACGACCACGUACCUUGACGGAGCACACCACCGGAAGUGUCAAAGACGGUUAAAGCCAAAGGAUAUUGGACGCUCGCCGAGCGGAUAUAAGUCGUGCACUGCUGAAUGUUAUAUAUGUAGCUCAUUACAUGGAUUUAUGGCUUCGCAGUGAUCGAAGUUAAUUGAAAUUAAUAGAUCACUGCUUCGCUGGAUAUUCUGAAAGAUGGAUUACCGAUAAAUGUAGGGAUACGCUCACGUUUAAGAUAACUGAAUUAUUUUUGCAGCCACAUUUUUACGAUAGAUUUCUUCUCGGUUGAUUACCUGCUAUGCGCGGUUGCAGUUUGCAUAUUUACAGUACAUAAAUGCAGCUCUAUACCGGAACUGCUUUGCGUAC